Messenger RNA from Aspergillus wentii DTO 134E9, 678 nucleotides. RefSeq lists its product as uncharacterized. The record is from RefSeq and is a predicted model, not a curated record. NCBI's taxonomy places the organism in Eukaryota, Fungi, Ascomycota, Eurotiomycetes, Eurotiales, Aspergillaceae. The transcript has a single exon. The annotation marks the transcript as partial.
GAUCCGGCAACAAUGGUGGGACUCUCGGAAGCGUCCCAGGGCGCGGAUAACUUUGACAUCUUCGACUGGUAUCCGCGUUAUCAGAACUGUCAGCGUUACUUUCUAGAUCACGCCCAGCACAGCGUCCCCGUUCAAGCGCUCUCUGCCUUUUUGAAUAUCCGUCUUCCCUUUCAGUGCCAGCCUCACCCCGUCAACUCGACCACGACCCCCAUGCCCACGCCCACGCCCACAGCCCCAUCCGCAGCAGCAGCAGCGGCGGCUGAUACAUCCGCGACAGCGUCGACAUCGACACCCUCAACACCACCCGCCCCAUCAUCAACCCCCUCCGUCUCACUGAUCCCCUACCUCCGUCGCCUCGUCGCAACCGGAAUGGACUUCCCGGGCGUCCUGCACGGCUUCUUCGGUGACGACUGGGGUGCAGGCAUCGGGCCGCUCCACGAACAAGAACGACGCAACUACCUCUUCGCCGCGAAGAGCGGGGGCUGGGCCGCGGUGAAAAACGACUACGAUAUGCCGCCGCUCGAGACGAUACCGUUUCUACGUCCGCUGCAGGGGCCGCUCGAUUCGGAGAUUGAAGCGGCCGAGAGGAGCUGGAGUGAAUGGUUGGCCAUGGAGGAUUGGAUGGUUGGGCCGAGAGCACCGGAUCUGUUGAAUGAUUCUUCGUCGUCUGGGCGGCCG